AAUGCUUUGGAAUGUGCGUGUUUUGUAAACAUUACAGAGAUAGUGUAUGUUCUAUGUUGUGAAGUUUGUGGCGGUUAUUAAAUUUAGUAUGUGUGACAAAUAUGUUUUUAUUGAAACUGUGAAGAGCAAGGGGACUCUGAGGACUAUUAAACAUGUCAUCUCAAAGCGAAAGUUUGAGGAUGAAGAUGUUAUUGUAGUUCGAGUUCUGCAUGCUGACACACAGGACCAGGAGGAUAUUGCUCAUCUGGUUGUAGUAGAUGAGCAUCCAGAUGCACAAGGCAAGGAAGGUCAUCCACUGAAUGUUUUUAUUCUGGGAGACUUUCCGCAAAAGGAUGUCCCGUUCCACGAAGAAGAAGUUGUUGCUCUCAGAGGAGGUUGCAUCUCUGAAAACGACAAAGGGACACUUGAACUUGUGUUUACAAGUGAUAAACGGAACACCAUUUUACGGGAAGAUUUUGGGCGAUUUAAUAAAGAAGACAUAUUUUCAAAAACUGCUAAAUUCCCUACAAAAGGAAGAAGAUUGCCUAAUGAAAGCCUCAAGAUGAUUGAAAAAAUUAAAAAAUGGAUUGGAUGUGGCCUGGUUGCAGCAGUAUCCAAAGAACUAACUCUGAAUGAAGCUAGUUUGAAAAGUAUUUGUCGUUGCAAUUUGGUGUGCAAGGUUCUGGAUGUCAGAGAGAUAGUUCCUUGCCUGGGCAUUGUGAGUGUGGCCGACGGCUCUGUCUGCAGCUGCCCUUUUCUCACAAUAAACAAUGACAAAGAAGUGGAAUUUGUGUCUGUGGAUGAAUCUGAUUUGUCUGUAGAUAUAAUUGUAACACUGAAGACAGAGGCUCUGAAAAAUCUCAAGAAAGGAUCAUAUGUAAGGCUGUUUGGUAUACAAGCAAAAAAAUUUUCACUUCCGUUAUCAGAAUAUAAGGACUGUGUAAUCCUCAAAAUUGAUGGAAGAAUCUUCAGUUUCGAAUCAGUAGUUGGCAGUGAAAAGGCAAAGAUCUCUAGCCUUCUCCGUAAGAGAAACCAACACAAUAAUACUGCAGAUGUUUCUCAUAACAUUGCAGAUGAAUCCGGAUCACAGUUGUCAGUACCCUCCUCCUCAAAUGAAUCAUUCACAAUCCUGACAUCAGGCCCUCAGCAGAAUGCAAAUUCCAGUGGUGGCAAAAUGGAUGAUGAUUCACAAAGUAUUCUGAGGCUCAGAGCACCUCCUGCCAAACUCAGAUGCUCAGGCACUCACUCUAAGUUUUUUGGGGAAACUCAGCAGUCUUUCCAUGUCAAACAUAAACAGCAUCAAGUUUCUGGAAGAAAGAAGAGAGGAACAAGUAGAGAAGAGCAGGCAGAUGUAGACUCCAAUGAUGGUGACUCAGAAAGUGAAAACCAAAGAGACAGCAGUACAUUAGAUAGAGCACCUCCAUCAAAGAAGCACAAACCUGGGCAUCUCAGUGUGGGAGAAACCUGCUGUGACAUUUCUCCACCAGUAAACCAACAUGCGGAUGAAGGCUGUGCAGUGCUGCUGAGAGGCCAUUGUGCUAGGAAUUGCAGCAUAACAGAGAGAACACAGUGUGAAAGCUCUGCAAUAACACAAAGUAAAGAACAAGUUAGGCCAGAAAUUAACAAUGGGAGUGCUGUACAAGACCCGGACACAGAUGCAGAAAGUGCUGAUGAUGAACCACUAGUGGUAGAGACACAGAUUGGUUUGAGGAGGCUAAAAUACCUCCCUGGUAUUUAUCAUGUAAAUGUAUGGAUUAAGGAUGUUUUGCCAACCCUCUCAGGUUGUCCACUGGACUUAAUAACAGCACGGUGUUACAUCUGUAGGAAAGAGCAGAGUUAUACAAGAAUUAGCAAACAACAACCUCAUUCUGAGCAGCAGAUAUGUCUACCCUGUUCUAGUCAAGGUAUGCCAAAAUUCUUGGAGCUGAAGUUUAAGUUUACCCUUGUCCUAUGGGAUGCCUGUGAACGGGAGAUUUCAGCUUCAGUCACAGGCGAAGAAGCUGAGAAAUUUCUGAAAUGUUCUGUCUACACAUACAUUCGAGAUGAACCAUUAAGGCAACAAGUGUGGAAUACAUUACAAAAGCUGAAAGAUCGAGGAUGCUUUCGCAAAUACAGACGGGCUGAAGACCUGAUAGAAGUGGAUAUCGGAGUUACAGUUGAGAGAGGAUUUAAAAAAUAUAUGUUAUUAGGUGGAGUGCUAAAUAAUCUUGAAGUCUCCCACAAACAGUAAGGGUAUUAUAACCUUAGAGAUCCUCAUCUGCCUCAGAAUUCAGUUUUAAAUAUUUCAUUGAAUCCUCAACUAAUAGAAAGGUAAAUGUGAUGGGAGUUGAUGGUCCCUGCUUCAUUAGAGUUUUCAAAGUUGUGGUGCAAGUGAUAUAUUUUUAGGCACUUCAUAUCUCCAAAAUUGCAUUCAUAUGUCUUUUAGUGAUAGGAGUUCCUAAUCACGCAGUUGAAGUUCUUAAUAUCAAAUGUGUUGUCUCUUGAUAUUUCACUGUGUUAUAUUCAUUUGUUAUUUGUAAAAUACUCUGAGCAGCAAAUAUUUGUUAUAUUUGUACCUGAUUAUAGCUUUUAUAAUUGAGCUGAGAAAGGUAAAUAAUUGUACCAUACAUCUCAGUACAGCUAUAUUCAUAAUUUGUACUGUUAUUUUUAUCUGGAGAGAGAAUUGUGAAGGUUUUAUAUUUUGUAUCGUCAUGACAGUUUUUCUCAUUACAUUAAUAUUUUAGCUUCACUUUUCAAUCACAGAUAUUGUACUGAUUUGAUUUAAUGCUUAAUGGCAGUAUCCAUUUCGUGUCUCUGUUGCAUACCGUGUUCUGCCUAGUAGAAGAAAAACUGUGAAAGCUAUUAAGGCAGGAAGUUUUAACAGUUGCUCUUCCUUUGUAUUUUAUGGAAACAUUUUUUAAAUUCUAUUUUUUGUGUAAUUUCUGUGAAAUAAACAACUUCACAAUAUGUAUAAUUGAUAUGAUGUCAGCUGCAGCUUCCUAACACGAGUUUAUAAGCAUUAGUGUUGCUCUUUAGGCACAAUUUCUGAUUUUAUUUGAAAUUUUCUUUCUAUGCCCAUCUUUGCACUUCAUCCAGACUUUCUCAAG
Molecule: messenger RNA, 3065 nt
Organism: Schistocerca serialis cubense
Lineage: Eukaryota; Metazoa; Arthropoda; Insecta; Orthoptera; Acrididae
Exons: 12
Coding region: 47-2209 (720 amino acids)
Source: RefSeq, a predicted model, not a curated record